CUUUGGGUAUAGUAGAAGGUGCUCUACAGCGAAAGAAAUCCAGGCAGGCGCAGACACCUUCACGCACUGAAGCAGAGGUUUUUUGCGGCGCAGUUUGUGUGGUGGCCGGGACCCGAUCUUUUAAAACCAUGCUGGAUUGACUGCAGAGAGGCAACUACAAUCAAUGGCUUGGCUUUGAGAUCGUUCAAAAUUUAUUGGAAAGGAGUGUGAGAUAGAGCGACGGUGAGAGAGGGGGAGAAGCGAAGGGAGAGAGCGCGAGAGAGUGGCGAGAGGGGUGGAAAUAAAGAUCCUUUCAACGAUGGAGCUUACAAUGGAAAACAUUGGAAAUCUGCACGGCAUGCCUCACUCCCAUCAAACGAACGACUUAAUGAACUCCCCGCACGCGCGCCAGUCGUCGGCGUCGCAUCGGAACUUGGUGUCGCACGGACGGUCAGCCAUGGUCUCCAGCAUGGCCUCGAUACUGGAGGGAGCAGGGGACUACCGCACGGACCACGCUUUAUCUGGCCCCCUGCAUCCGGCAAUGACCAUGUCGUGCGACUCCGGGAUGAGCCUGAGCAGCACCUACACCACGCUGACGCCGCUGCAGCACCUGCCCCCCAUAUCCACCGUCUCGGAGAAAUUUCACCAUCCACACCCGCACGCUCACGCUCACGCCCACGCUCACCAUCAUCCAGCGCACCAGCGACUCGCGGCCGGGAACGUCAGCGGCAGCUUCACCCUGAUGAGGGACGACCGGAGCCUGGCCUCCAUGAGUAACCUCUACGGCCACUACCCCAAAGACAUGUCCGGCAUGGGGCAGUCUCUGUCCCCGUUGUCCAACGGUCUCGGGUCUUUGCACAGCUCCCAGCAGACUCUCAGCGCCUACGGUCCUGGAGCUCACCUCUCCAAUGACAAGAUGAUCUCCUCGGGGGGCUUCGAGUCCCACGCAGCCAUGCUGUCCCGGGGCGAGGAGCACCUGGCCCGGGGUCUCGGGGGCCACGGGGCCGGGCUCAUGACAUCCUUGAACGGCUUACACCAUCACAGCCAUCCGCACUCUCAGGCAAACGGGUCCAUGCUGUCAGAUCGGGACAGGCAGACGGUGGUGGGAGGAGGGCAGGGAGGUGGGUCAGGGCAGGUGGAGGAGAUAAACACCAAGGAGGUGGCACAGCGAAUAACGGCAGAGCUCAAGCGCUACAGCAUCCCCCAGGCCAUCUUUGCUCAGAGGAUCUUGUGCCGGUCCCAGGGAACUCUGUCUGACCUGCUGCGGAACCCUAAACCGUGGAGUAAACUCAAGUCUGGCCGGGAGACGUUCAGGAGGAUGUGGAAGUGGCUCCAGGAGCCCGAGUUCCAGCGGAUGUCGGCGCUCAGGCUUGCAGCCUCCCACUCUCAUCCCCAUCCCUCCCACCGCUGCCAUCCACACCAAGCCUGCAAGCGCAAAGAACAGGAGCAACACAAGGACCGCAACACGGCGCCAAAGAAACAGCGUCUGGUCUUCACCGACCUGCAGCGCCGCACUCUCAUCGCCAUCUUCAAGGAGAACAAGCGUCCAUCCAAGGAAAUGCAGAUCACCAUCUCCCAGCAGCUCGGCCUGGAGCUCAGCACCGUCAGCAACUUCUUUAUGAACGCGCGGCGCCGCUGCGUGGACCGCUGGCACGACGACCACGGCGCCAGCCCCGGCCAGCCGGGCACAUCCGCCACCACCUUCUCCAAGGCCUGAGAGGAGGAGAGGACCUUCGGGGGGUCAGGGAACCAGGUUGGAAGAACGGGCAACAUGGAAAAUUGGCUGUGAAACCUGUCUAUAACAACCCCACCUGGCCUGGACCAUCUGACUGCGUCCUCUGCCCAAAAAAAUCCUUUGUGCCAUGCAAUCAUCUCUUUUGUCAGUCAGAAUUUCAAGCUCUCACCUGAAACGAGCAUAAUCUAAAAGGUGAAUCAUGAAGUCAGGUCCACUCUGCAUUACUCACAUAAGGACAAUCAUUGAUUCUGUCUUUUUUGAAAGAAAAUCAUUUUUAUGGCAUCUGACAAAAGUAAAGAGACACCAAAGAUUUUGAUGUUUUUGUUGGACGGGCAUCGAGACACAUUUGCCGGCCUCCUUCACCAACCCAAGUAGCCACAGACUCUGCUUUUUCUUCCAACUCACCUCCUUUAUGUCUGCCUCUUUAGUCCCUCUCUCAUCCCCUCCAUGCCGGCACACGGAAGCAACAAGGGCGAAAGAACGGCAAUAAAUCUGACAACAGAACAGCACAUAGCCUUAUUAUCCAAGCCCCAUCCUGCACACACAAGGCCGUCAUAAAGAAAACAACGCAGCCUAUGAAAAAAACCAACACGGCUUUCUAAUUCACCGCCUCUACACCCCCCCCCUUCCUCCCGUAGUCUCCUUCAUUCCUCGGCCAAAGGUAUUCCCUGAUGGCCAGCCAUUUCAGAGAGCAGCUCAGCCCGAUCAUACGGCAAACUAAUGAAUUGAAAAAUGAAUCGAUGCCGACAGAGAGAGCGGGGCCUUGACCCCUCCUGAAGGUGAAACUCAAGACGCUCGGCAGGAGAUACUCAGGUCUUCCAGGCCCAGGUCUAUAUAUUUUUGCACAGAUGUUGGAGGCCUGUAGGGAGACAUGUCAUUGUUACUCUCUGCCUGAGCCUAGAGUCUGUGUUUCUCUGACCAACAGGAGAGGCGGGCGAGAUGUCUGGGCAUGCUCUUUGUUCUGCUGGGAGCUUUUCCUCUGAUCAAUAACCGAGAACCAAGCGACAACAACACGUUCGGGCAUCCAGCCAACUACAUUACAGCUGCAUAUGAAAAGCAGAAUGUAAGAGGAGCACACAGAACCCACUGGAGAUGGGGACACAAAGGCCUCAUAACAGCAGCAGCAGCAGCAGCACAGCUCCCCCUCCAAAGUCCUGGCAGAGCAACAGUGCCCCCUGCUGUCGAUAGCAGAGACCUGUAUCCAGCGGAGCAAUGGGGGCUCAGAGCAGAGGAGAAGGAGGGAAGGAGCCACUAGAUGCUGAGAAGUCAAGGCACAACACAUUCAGGCCCUCGCAGCUCUUUGAAGGCAGAUCAAUAGCUAACCAUUAUCCUAUUGUUGUUCCUCAUCCAACCAGCACUGGUGAAGCCGGAGGAGGGGGGAUGGUUAAACUGAAUGCUGAAAACGCAAGGAUUUAGCAAAGGCAGGGAUUUGUUUAGCCGAUCCAAAUCUUCAAGAAUCCACAAAAUAGAGUGCAGAAAUCACACAAAGACGGGAUAGAGAAGUACCACAGAGUAAAAAAGUAACAGACAGGCUUAGUGAGACAGACACAUUUGAGGUGUACUGGAGGUUUCAUUUAUAUUAUUUUAGGAGGCUUCAUAUUUUGUCAAAUCAUUCUUCCAUCCCAUCUGUUUGCAAAAAAAGAAAAAAGAAGCUUUUAACAGAUGUAAUUCAAACCAAAUCUCCUGGUUAUUCCCACACAAGGGUUAUGAGUAGCUAACCCAAAGCUAACCACCACACUCAGCUGUCAAAAUGCUACAAUAAUUAGUGCCAAUGCUUACUGCCUUAAUGCGAAUCAGAGAAUAUGGUACUAGGGUUCACACACAGCUACAGUGCGCCCCACUGAUGACGGGCGGUGUGUGCCAUAGCAACCAACAAUCAGCUUUUAUCUGAAUUAAAAUAUACUUUUUUAGUAAAAAAAUGAAAAAAAAAGAAUCAGAUUUUAAGGCAUACAAUAACCAAACCUCAAAUGACAAAGAUACCACUCACUCACACACUCACUCACACACACACACACACACACACACACACACACACACACACACACACACACACACACAGACAGAGUAUGUGUUACAAAUGAAAAUGUCUCCAACACAUAACUGGACACAUUUUGAAGCAGAAGAAAGAUCUCUCAUUCUAUCUUUGGUUCUCUACCUCCUCUGUCCCUCUAACCCCAUUGCCCCCCCCCCCCUCUCUUUCUCUCUUCCUCUCUAUAUUGAUGCGGGUAUUUAAUUAGUACCAUAGACACAAAGUUUCUAUUUCUGGUUACUAUUGUGCUCUGUUGUGCAUAAGUAAGGCACCUUGUUGAUAAAUCAAAAACAAAAAAAGGAAGGACUUUUUAAAAGGAAAAAAAAAAAGAGGGAUGCAAGGACCGAGGCCAACGAAGGAUUUCUUGUUUCGUUUUUUGCAUUCUAUGUGAAUAAAGACUCGGAGGAGACAUUUACCGGGAGCAAGAAAAACAGGGAGCUGCUGAAGAGACAAAUAAACGACGGACGCUCUCUCUCUUUUGGCAUUUCAUGUCAGAACUGUGGUACCCUCAGCCCCCCUUUAAGCUGAGCCCCCAGAACCCGGGUAAAACGGAGGGGGACAAAACAUGACCUCCAAAUGUCCUGGCUGAUUCGGUGCGUUUUUAUCGUAGGGCGGGUGGGGGUAACGCUCGGGACUCAAUUGUUAUCUGUAUGGUCUUAAGAUGCAACUGUAGCAUUUCCAACAAUGUAGUCAGAUUAGCGGUGCAGAUUAGAUAAGAGAUGGUCAUUGUGGAUGAGUUGAUUGAGAGGUACUGACUAACUUCACGUUGCUGUAAGCAGUGAGUUAACGUCGCCAAAGGAUGAUGAGCGAAAAUCGAUUUGUGGUAUACAGUUCAGUGAGCAUAGGUAAAUAGCUAGAUUCAGCUCUAGGUAUUAGGCUGACAAAAUGACAUUUGUUUGUAGUGAGAACCAAUGUGGCUACCUCACUAGGCUGAGUGGUUUGUGAAACCGCCACUGAUACCAAAGAUACUGCAGCCUACCGGUCCCAAACUGCCUAGGGGGACACAAACCCCA
Anarrhichthys ocellatus (wolf-eel) is the source of this 4756-nucleotide messenger RNA. It is a transcript of the gene onecut3a, whose product is annotated as one cut homeobox 3a. Gene Ontology annotation, biological process: regulation of transcription by RNA polymerase II. The coding region runs from base 299 to 1696 and encodes 465 amino acids. Gene Ontology annotation, cellular component: nucleus. The transcript has 2 exons. Gene Ontology annotation, molecular function: RNA polymerase II cis-regulatory region sequence-specific DNA binding; DNA-binding transcription factor activity, RNA polymerase II-specific. NCBI's taxonomy places the organism in Eukaryota, Metazoa, Chordata, Actinopteri, Perciformes, Anarhichadidae. The record is from RefSeq and is a predicted model, not a curated record.